UACGCUUAAUUUUUGAUCCUCGUAAUAAAUAGUAAAAUAGCAAUCACAUGCAAUCAAAAAAAUUAAAAAGUAUUACAAAAAUAAUUGAUAUUAAAUAGAAAGUUUCACAAAAUGGGUGGAAAACAUAAGCAAGCCCAGCGUACAAAAAAUAAUACUCGACCAUCAAGUAGUGGACGUAGUGCUGAACUAUUAGGCUCGUCAAUUCCAACGUUUGUUGGAUUUUCAACAGGUAAAGAUGGAGGAUUCGUUCCAGUUAUUCCCGGAUUCGGAGGCCUGGGAAUCGAUGAUAUUGAUCCAAAUAUAGAUACGAAUUUUCAAUUAGUUUUGAAGAAAAUGAAUAAAAAAGAUGCUGUCACCAAGCAUAAGGCUCUACAAGAAUUUAUUGAGUUAGUGAAUGGAUGUGAGUUGGAAGUUUUGAAAACGGUAUUACCAUUUUGGCCACGAUUGUAUUGUUCAUUAGCAGUAGAUGCAGAACAUAGAGUUCGUGAGGCCUCUCAUUUAGCUCAACGUGCAGUUGCAGUGAAAGCUAAACGAAAUCUUGCACCAUAUUUAAAGCAGUUAAUUGGACCGUGGUUUACAUCGCAAUAUGAUAGCUACGCUCCAGCUGCGUCAGCGGCUCAACAAGCAUUUCAGGAUGCAUUUCCAACUUCAAAGUUACCAGAAGUAAUUGCAUUCUGCCAAGAAGAAAUUUUAAGUUAUGUUUAUGAAAACCUAAUACACACUGUUCCACAAAGUACUACUAACAAAAAUUUAAGUGAAGAUGAAGUAGAAGCACGAUAUCAACGAAUUUUAGUUGCUAGUUUACAAGGUUACGCCUUAUAUUUACGAAAAGUUCCACCUCCACAAAUUGAAAUGGCUGCCGAAUCAAAUAAAAAACUAAUAACAAAUAGUAAAUUUUGGAAAUUAUCAAAACAUAAAAGUCCAUUUAUACGUACUGCAUGGUUUAGUACUUUAGGAGCUUUAUUACAGUGUGCACCAACAUGUUUAUUGGAAAAUGAAGGGCAACGUGUUACAACAACGGUGUUAGCAAAUUUGGAUGAAACAGAUCCAGCAGUUUUACCAGUUGUUUGGGAAACAGCACUAUUGGCUCUAUUCACAGUUCAGGAUUGGUGGAUGCAUAUUAAUGUGGAGAAAUUAGUUUUACCUAAAUUGUGGCGAGUUUUGCGUGAUGCUGCGCAAGGAAAUGCCACAUCAAUAUAUCCAAAUUUAUUGCCCUUAAUAUCAAAAUUUCCACCUGGCUCAGAUGCGAAUGCAUUUUAUAGUACAUUUUUCGAUAAUAUACGAUUAGGAUUAAAUCAAAAAAGUGUGCAACAAAGUCGUAGUGAACUAAACUCCGUAGUAACAUCAUUCACCGAAUGUUUACAAUACGUUAUAUUAAAGAAUCAACACGAUCAACAAUUAUGUGAAUCAUUAAUAAAAAAUCAAUUAAUAAUAACAAUCAAAUGGUGUAUAUUAGAUGGACAUUUUGCAACAAAAACAAUAUAUUCACAAAUCACAAAUUUAAUACAUUAUUGGUAUCGUAAUCGCAAUAAUAUAGAAACCCCAUUAUACUCCUGUCUUCUACAAUUAUUCUGGCAAGAGCUUACCGAUUUAUGUUUACAAAUUUUACAAGACAAUGAAAAUACAUUUGAUAAAGAACUAUGCAAUAAUAUUCAUAUAAAAAUUAUUGAAUUAUUAUUUACUUUACGUCGUAAUAAUCAUAAUAUUAAAUUAAAAAAACAAUUGAAAGUACAAUUUAGUGAACGUUUAACAAGCGAAUAUUGUGAUAAUUCAGUUGAUUCGGAAACCUCACAGCCACUGUUAUCGUCAACAGAUAGUGGUACAACGAAUCCGAAUGCGGAUAAUUCAUUUUUGGAUGAAUUAAAUUUAAUUGUAUAUAAAAUAUGUGUAUUUUAUAUGAAUAAUGUACCGAAAUGUAUUCAUUUAUACCUAUUUCAUUUUUAUUCGUUGAUACAAGAAUUUGAUUCGUUGAAUUUAUUUCAAUAUCUAUGUGAUAAUUUAAAUGCAACUGGUGUAUAUGCAUUGUAUGAUCAAGUGUUUAAUGGCUGGUUAAUUAUUGGUGAAGAAACUGAUACACUUGUUGAUUUAACAUUUAUUUUGUUUAAAUAUUUAAAAUCUGAUGAGAUUGAUAUGAUUCUAAAUACAUUUAUUCAGUUAAAUAAUGAAAAAGUGUUAUUAAGAUGUCUUGCACAAAGCUUAGCGCAUCCAUUUAGACAUAUGGAGAUUGUUUGCACCUGGUUGAAACGUAAAGAAAUCGAUCAACUUUUGGAAAAUUGUUCUAUGAAUAUUAUUAAUGAUAAUGAGAAUAAUAAUCCCGAAAAUAUGGGAUUAUUACGCUUAGCAUGUGCACCAGAUGAAACCGAAGGUUUAUUAAUUAGUAAAGAAGCACUAAUAAAAAUAGUAAAUAUAAUUUGUAAACCUUUAAUAAAUCCACAAGAAUAUCCAGUCACAUUAGAUGCAUGUGCACGAUUUGCUGCUGUUUUAUCAGCGUUUUUAUAUUCUGAUGAAUAUGUUCACAUAUAUACUGAUUUAGAAUUAUUAAUAGCAUUAUUUACAUUAAAUACCAACGUUACAAUUACAACCGAAACACUUAGUGAAGAUACAUUAUGGGAAAUAAAUACAGCAUGGCAAGAUGCAAUCAGUGUAUUACGUACAAAAUACGCAUUAGAAUCAAAUGAAAUAAUUCUUAUAACAAAUCGUUUUGCCGAAUCAUUAAAAUCAACAAUCACGCCAGCAAUAAAUACCGAAUUAUUCGAAAAAGUUGUACAACUAACAAUUGAAUUUAUUACAUCUUGUUGUCCCAACUCAACCGUUGGUCGUGUUACAUUUAUUUUAAAUAAUAUUUUACAACAUUUUAAUGUAACCUCAUGUGUUAAAUACUUUACUGAAAUAUGUUUAAAUGCUGAAACUAUAAACGGAGUGUUUGUAUCGCCUGAAACAUUGAUACAAAUUGAUAGUUUGUAUGUAGAAAAAUUCCAAAAUUGUUCUAAACUUAAUGCGGAUAUUGAAGUUGAUCAGAUGAUUAUUUAUUGUAAAUAUGCGGUACAAUUAAUUUAUAAAUUGUAUGAAAAAUGUGAUGAUAAUGGCGAUGAGGAUAAUGAUGAAGAGAAUGAAGAUGAUGAGAAUGAUGAUGAAGAGAAAUUGGAAAAUAAUACGCUUCCAUUAAAUAUUUUAACACCUGAUAUUGAGAAUGAUAUUUUGUUUCAUAUUUUUACUUGUAGUGUAUUAAAUACGUAUUCUGAAUACUUUAAAAUUACAAAACAAUAUAAUGCAAUCAAAACAAAUUUACCUGAAUAUGAAAAACAUUUAACGAAUUUACUAAAUAUUUUAAGUAGAGAAAUGAUUGAACAAAUCAAUGAAACAUUAUUUAACAAAUCAAUAAGUUUAGGAUAUAUAUGGCCACGUUUAUAUUAUAUUUUACAUACAAAAUAUCAACCAAAAUUAUUAACAAUCAAAACCCCGAAUGUCUUGUUUACGGAAGGCUUACGUUUGGAAACAGCAUCAUUUACGUCUAUUGGCUGGUUACAUUGGUUAUGUAUAUUUGCUAAUGAUUUGAAAUUGGAACAAAUUGAUUUAAUUGGUAAACGACAGGUCGAUACUUUAGCAAUUGUACGUAAUGUUCCCAUGUCUGAUAAAACAACGAUUUUUACCUUGGAGGCAUUAAAUAUGAUUAAAGCUAUACAUAAACGUUCAGAUAUUUUAUUAGAAAAGGAUAUUUCAAAUUGUUCAUGGGAAUCAAUUCAAGUUAUCAUUGAAAUAAUACGCUUAUUAGUUGCAAUAAUUAAAAAUGAACCCCAGCAUUUAACAUCAACACAUUGGGAUUUCAUAUACAUUGGACUAUUUGGUUGGGUUGAAACUAUUCGAAAAUCAAUAAAAAGUGAUUCAUCAAUUUCGAUUUUAUCAAUGACAUCAGCUGUUUGUGAAUUAUUUAUUGAAGUUAGUAAAUUUAUGGAAAAUAUUAAAGCAGAUGUUGCCGCUGGUGAUGCAUACAAAAAGUUAGCCGAAGAAUGGAGUGAAGUUGUUGCAAUUGAAGUACAAGUUCGUUUAUUUAAAAUAUUUAAAACAACUAUUGAAAAUAUAAAUGAAAACAAUUACAAUAACUAUACAGUGACAUUAAAAUCACUAUGUGAUUGUUCAAAAUAUAUAAAUGGUCCAAAUGUGAUACGUAAUGAUACUAAAAUAAAAUGGCGUGAUUUAACAUGUCAUUUUACAGAAUUACUAUACAAUAGUUUAACCACACAACGAAUAGCCGCUACCAUUUUUAUACAAAAUAUAUUAUGUCCAUAUUUAAUUGAAAUGGAUACAAAUGCAAUAUCUGGUGAAUCAUCAAGUGCCAAUAAUUAUCAAUUAUCAUUAGAAAUAUUUAAAAAAACAUUAGAAAAAACACAAUUAAUUGUUGAAUCAAUGAUUCAAGAUUUUAAACUUGGUGAGCAAAUAUGUCAAGUGAAACCAUUUACAGAAGCAUUUGAUUAUACCGCUGGAUAUUUGUUGACAUGGUCCCUGUUGUUGAAAAUGUUUUCAAAUGCAUCAUCGAAUUUACGAUAUCAGUAUACAGAAUGGUUUAGAGACCAUGAUUAUUUAAAGAUUCUAAUGCAGAAUAUACUUCGAUUAAUGCCAGAAAAAAUUUUGGAUCCAUCGGCACAAGCUAUGCCAAAUUUAACUGAAUUAUUUGAUGAAACGACCAAAUUUAGUGUUACAGAUGAACAAACAAGUGAGUGGGUUGAAACAUGCGCAUGUGGCGUAUUUCGUGAUAUAUUAACAGUAGCACCAGCAUUAGUACGCCAAUGGUGGUCAAGUGCUGAAUCACGUGUUGCACGUAUUGUCGAUCGUAUAACAUCAACAUUCAUUUCAUCACAAUUAUGUACACAAGAAUUACAGAACUUAUCAAAACAUAAUAAUGAACAUAUGUCUGUCAAAGUACAUCCAGUGGCACGUGAAGUUGUAGCCACAUACACAGUGGAUGAAGCACGUAUGGAAAUUAUAAUAUCCUUACCACCAAACUAUCCAUUGGGUACAGUGAAAAUUGAUUGUAAUAAUCAAAUUGGUGCAACAAAUCAGUGGCGUAAUUCAAUCAUGCAAUUAUCUUUAUUUUUAACACAUCAAAAUGGUAAUGUUAAUGAUGGCCUAACAUUAUGGAAGAAUAAUUUGGAUAAACAUUUCGAUGGUGUUGAAGAAUGUUAUAUAUGUUUUUCGGUUAUACAUGCUGGUACUUAUCAAUUACCAAAACUGUCGUGUUCCAAAUGUAAAAAGAAGUUUCAUUCUGCUUGUUUGUAUAAAUGGUUUAGUACGAGUAACAAAUCUACCUGUCCUAUAUGCAGAAGUUUAUUUUAAUCAAACUUCUCUUUAUGUUAAAACUGAUAAUUAAGUAUUUUUUCAGAAAAAGUUGAAAAACAAACAAAUGAAAAAAAUUUUCUAUAUUAUUAUUUUAAUCAAUAUAAUUUAUUGUUUUAAAUACUUAUAA
Messenger RNA from Chrysoperla carnea, 5461 nucleotides. RefSeq names its product E3 ubiquitin-protein ligase listerin (gene Ltn1). The coding region runs from base 112 to 5331 and encodes 1739 amino acids. Gene Ontology annotation, cellular component: cytosol; RQC complex. Gene Ontology annotation, biological process: ribosome-associated ubiquitin-dependent protein catabolic process; rescue of stalled cytosolic ribosome. The record is from RefSeq and is a predicted model, not a curated record. Lineage: Eukaryota; Metazoa; Arthropoda; Insecta; Neuroptera; Chrysopidae. Gene Ontology annotation, molecular function: zinc ion binding; ribosomal large subunit binding; ubiquitin protein ligase activity. The transcript has 16 exons.